This is a messenger RNA of Acanthosepion pharaonis, 1443 nucleotides long. The record is from the annotation of a GenBank genome assembly. Lineage: Eukaryota; Metazoa; Mollusca; Cephalopoda; Sepiida; Sepiidae.
AUGAAACUGAAAAAAAGGUGUGGACUUUUUCUUUGUUUACUGAGAAUUCUUUCUCGUGUCUUUCUUAGUGCCUGCUCCACCCCUCGCCAGUGUUCGGCUUCGCACUGUUUCUUUGUUUCUUUCUUUCUGUUUCUUUCUUUCUUUGUUAACUAUUACCAUUUUCAUUUUCUUGGAUUCUUUUCUUUUCUUUUUUUUUACUUAUAUUUUUCUGUCUUACUUUUAUUGUCUUUUUCUUCCUUUGUAUUCCUUCUUUCUUUCUUUUUUUUCUUCUUUUUACUAUUCUUUCUUAGUCGUACGUACUUGUAUUUCUUUCUUGGUUUUUUGCUUGCUUGCUUUCUUUUUAUAUUUAAAGCCCGUAAAACUAUUCUUUUACACCAACCCUUGUCAAAGCGCAGAUGUUUUUUUUCUUCCUUCCUUCCUUCCUUCCUUCCUUCCUUCCUUUCUUUCUUUCUUUUUCAUUCUUUCCUUCUUUCUUUCUUUCUUUCUUUCUUUGUAUUUCUUCUUACUUUCGUUAUUUCAUUACUUUACUUUUGCUUUCUUUCUUUCUUUCUUUCUUGCUUGCUUGCUUUCUUUCUUUCUUUCUUUCUUUCAUGCCUGCUUUCUUUCUUGCUUGCUUGCUUGCUUUCUUGCUUGCUUGCUUUCUUUCUUUCUUUCUUUCUUUCUAGUUUGCUUUCUUUCUUUCUUUCUUUCUUGCUUGCUUGCUUUCUUUCUUUCUUGCUUGCUUGCUUGCUUUCUUUCUUUCUUCCUUGCUUGCUUGCUUUCUUUCUUUCUUGCUUGAUUGCUUUCUUUCUUUCUUUCUUUCUUUCUUUCUUUCUUUCUUUCAUGCCUGCUUUCUUUCUUGCUUGCUUGCUUGCUUGCUUUCUUCCUUGCUUGCUUUCUUUCUUUCUUUCUUUCUUUCUAGUUUGCUUUCUUUCUUUCUUUCUUUCUUUCUUUCUUUCUUUCUUGCUUGCUUUCUUUCUUUCUUUCUUUCUUUCUUUCUUUCUUUCUAGUUUGCUUUCUUUCUUUCUUUCUUUCUUUCUUGCUUGCUUGCUUUCUUUCUUUCUUGCUUGCUUGCUUUCUUUCUUCCUUGCUUGCUUUCUUUCUUUCUUUCUUUCUAGUUUGCUUUUUUCUUUCUUUCUUUUCUUUCUUUCUUUCUUUCUUUCUUUCUUUCUUGCUUGCUUGGUUUCUUGCUUGCUUGCUUGCUUUCUUUCUUGCUUGCUUGCUUGCUUUCUUUCUUCCUUGCUUGCUUUCUUUCUUCCUUGCUUGCUUGCUUUCUUCCUUGCUUUCUUUCUUUCUUUCUUUCUUGCUUGCUUGCUUUCUUUCUUCCUUGCUUGCUUGCUUGCUUUCUUCCUUGCUUGCUUUCUUUCUUUCUUUCUUUCUUUCUUGCUUGCUUGCUUGCCUGCUUUCUUUCUUUCUUGCUUGCUUGCUUGCUUUCUUUUUAUAUUUAAAGCCCGCAAAACCUAA